AUCCGAGAUCUCACAAAAUCACAGCAGCUGACACUCUCUAGGAUCCACCGGGAAAAGUAUGUAAAUCCGGCGGCUUACAUUCCGUGCCAUGAGAUCUCAAUCUUGUUUUCACUUUCGUUUUCAACAAUAUACCUUCCUUUUGUCUACUCUCACUCAUCAUCACGAUCAAACACGCGCGCACACACACAAAGAGGGGGUUCACUACACACAGACAUGUACAUACAUACAUACAGAGAGAGAAACCCAGAGCUUUCUAGAGAGAGAAAAUGAAGAUGAUCGGAAAAACAGUCCUCUCUCUCCUACUCAUCCUCAUCAUCUUCAUCACCUACUCCAUUUACAUCGGAACGGUUGAUGUCAGAUCACACUUCUUCCCGCUCUUACAAUCUCUACCUAACUACACUACGCCCUGCCGCACCGAAUCGCCGCUCAGGGUCUUCAUGUACGAUCUUCCCCGUCGAUUCAACGUCGGGAUGCUGAAACGCCGGAGAUCCGACGAAACUCCGGUGACUUCCCGGACUCUGCCGCCGUGGCCGGCGAAUUCGGGGCUGAAGAAGCAGCACAGCGUGGAGUAUUGGAUGAUGGCUUCGUUGUUGUAUGAUGGUGAAGAUGAGAGUCGAGAGGCGGUUAGGGUUUCGGAUCCGGAAUCGGCUGAUGUGUUUUUCGUACCGUUUUUCUCUUCGUUGAGUUUCAAUACUCACGGGCACAAUAUGACUGAUCCGGAUACCGAGAUCGAUAAGCAAUUGCAGGUUGACGUACUUAAGUUCUUGAGGCAAUCCAAUUACUGGCAGAGGUCUGCAGGCCGAGACCAUGUAAUUCCCAUGCAUCAUCCAAAUGCAUUCAGAUUUUUGCGAGAGCAGGUGAAUGCAUCUAUUCUCAUCGUUGCAGAUUUUGGCCGUUACACUAGAAUCAUGUCAAAUUUGAGCAAAGAUGUGGUGGCUCCAUAUGUGCAUGUUGUGGUUUCAUUCACUAAUGAUGACCUUCCAGACCCAUACGAGUCUCGUUAUACCCUUCUUUUUUUCAGGGGGAGGACAGUGAGGAAAGAUGAAGGAAUUGUUCGCGCUAAACUAGCAAAGAUAUUAGUUGGUUACAAGGAUGUCCACUAUGAACAAAGCUAUGCUACAGGCGAAAGCAUUAAAGGGUCCUCGGAAGGGAUGCGUUUAUCGAAGUUCUGUCUACAUCCUGCAGGAGACACUCCUUCCUCGUGCCGCCUUUUUGAUGCUAUUGUGAGCCACUGCGUUCCUGUUAUUGUGAGUGAUAAAAUUGAGCUCCCCUAUGAGGAUGAAAUAGACUACACCCAAUUCUCACUUUUCUUCUCUACCAAAGAAGCAUUGGUACCCGGUUACAUGGUUAAGCAGCUCCGGCAAUUUCCAAAAGAAAGAUGGCUGAAAAUGUGGAGGCAGCUCAAAAAAAUCUCCCACCACUUCCAAUACCAGUAUCCCCCCAAAAAAGAUGAUGCUGUGAAUAUGAUAUGGAGACAGGUAAAGCACAAAGUUCCUGCGGCCACACUUGCUGUACAUAGAAGCCAGAGAUUGAAAGUUCCAGAUUGGUGGCGCCGAAGGAGAUAGCUCAGAGCCUGCUUUUACUGAUACUGUACAUUCACAAUCAUUCAUAGCGACAACCGUUGAAGGGAAUGAAUAACUAAAGGUAGUCGCAACCUUGACAGACAUCUACACAAUGAGUAGUGUUUGGUUGAUCAUUAUUUCUCAAUGAAAAAGAAAAAGAAAAUAGUUUUAUCUUGGGAAAAAUUCUUUUGCAUUGCCCAGAAGUAGACAUUAGCUUGGCUGGGUUUCUUGUCCAUGAACUUGGCGGUGCUUUUAUCUUCAACCAUGCAACAACGAGUUCUAAUCAUGUAAUUUUGGAGUUAGGGUUCCAUACCAUCUGUGUGCAAUGUGAAGUCGGUUAAAACUGGUUCUAGCGUUUGCUCAGGAUGUUUUAUACAAUCAGCGAAUACCCGAACCAAUGUGCUAGGUUGUGGUAUGCCGGUUUUUGCAGCCGAUGGUUAUUCUUGUAAAUAUUACAGCGAUUGUUGCAGCUCUUGAAUGAGAUCAUGUUAUGUAAGUUCUGACAGAAAUUUAUGCCAAGUUUUUCUUUUUUUUUUUCCUA
Messenger RNA from Camellia sinensis, 2103 nucleotides. RefSeq names its product putative arabinosyltransferase ARAD1. The record is from RefSeq and is a predicted model, not a curated record. Gene Ontology annotation, molecular function: glycosyltransferase activity. Lineage: Eukaryota; Viridiplantae; Streptophyta; Magnoliopsida; Ericales; Theaceae.